Molecule: messenger RNA, 1729 nt
Organism: Juglans regia (Persian walnut)
Lineage: Eukaryota; Viridiplantae; Streptophyta; Magnoliopsida; Fagales; Juglandaceae
Exons: 2
Coding region: 298-1476 (392 amino acids)
Source: RefSeq, a predicted model, not a curated record
CUGUGGGGGUCCAUAGACACUAGACAGGAAGCCGCCCUAAAAGUCAAUUUCUCCGUAACUUGCUCAGAAUCAUUCGCCGUUCAACUCCGGACUCUUCUGAAAUUCCAGAGUCUCCACAUUAUCAAUAAUAAUUAAUUGCGACAUUGCCCAUAGAAUUGUAUGCACGCGGAUGGAAUUGAUCUUCAUGUUCUUUACUUAAUCUAAAAUACACGAAAACUGUGUAUAAAUCAUUAACCACAAAUACAAAGAAAGUAGAGAGUUGCAGAGGCAAAGAUAUACUGAGAAGACGACAUCAUCAUGUAUGUGACGAGGUUUCUUUCGGACUACCAAAAGGAUCCUUCUUCCCUCUUCCUGCCACCCCCUGAAGGCCCAAACUCCGGUGUUCUGGUCAUCCAAGAUGAAGAAGCCGAGCCUACUUGUUGUUUCGGAUUGUGCAAGAGUCAUACGAUCACGGACCUGCCUUUCCCUCAGAACAAGAAACUCACGCUCCACUAUUCAACGGGAAGCGGCCAGAACCAGCAGGUUGAGACCUUUUACACUGCCUUGAUUCCGGUUCUUAAUCAGCCACUGUCUUCCAAUCGGUACUAUGCCAUAAAGUCACGCGGGAGGCAUAAAGGGGAAGCAUAUGCAAAUUCCAAGGAAGAUGACAAGGGAACCUGUUGCUGCUUCAACUAUAUUAAGGAUGUACCGCCAAAACCUUUGGAUCCCAACGAGAUGCACCAGCAAUUCGAGAUUCAUCCCAACGAAACUUCAUGUGGAAGGUCUGGUUUUGUUGCCAAACCCAUAGCUCCAGAUGGAUUCCUUCCCCGGUUCCUCGCAAGAAGAGGGUGGCAUGUGCGUACCUCAACUCCCCGAAAUUUCAGUUUAGGUGAAGCACCGGGCCUAGACACUGCCCUCCGUGCUCGCCUCCCGGAUUUCAGCUUCCCGCUAUCGUAUAAGAGUUCUCAAAACGUGGUUGUGGGAAGGUGGUAUUCUCCUUUCAUGUUUAUAAGGGAAGGAUCACCGAAAGAUCAAAUGACCAGAUCGAUGUACUACGAGAUAACCCUGGAGCAAAAAUGGGAACAAGUAUUUUCAUGUGAAAAGAGUGAGAGCCAAAGCAAUGCUGUGGUUGUGGAUGCUGUUGUUCAGAGAGAAGAGGUCUUGAUUGCUGGGAUGGAAGUUGUGGAUCUGAAUGUGGUUGAUGGGGUGAUGUGGUUCAAGAGCUUUGGCAAUGGAGGAGCAGAAGUCAGUAUUGGUUUGAGCAUGUUAGUGGUUGAGAGAAUGAAGUGGGAGCAGAUAAGGGUUGGAUGGGUUGGGGGAAAUGAGAGGCAAGUGGCACUGAAGAGAGUAGAGGAAUUUGGAGGGUCAGCUGGGGAAUGGAUCAAGUUUGGUUUUUAUGUUCUGGUUGAGAGGUUUGUUGUGAAAAGAAUGGAUGGAAGACUGGUAUUGACCUAUGAUUUCAAGCACAUUAAUCAGACUCGGACCAAAUGGGAAUGAAAGUCACAUUAGUUUGUUUUUAAACACUGUAAAAGUCUGCUGUUUGAUACCUGGUUUGUUUAUAUUUGUGUAUACUUUACUGGUUGAAGUUUGUAUUCAUUUUGUGUGUGGAAAACUUGAAGCAGUUGAACUGAGCUAGAUUUUGAUCACUUUUAUUUGCUUUCAACACCUCUGUUUUGUUCAUCUCUUUGCUUUAGAUAUGCAUUGAGAUAUUUCAAAACAAGAAGAGAUGGGAAAAUCAGGCUAAUAUGAG